Vitis riparia (riverbank grape) is the source of this 1275-nucleotide messenger RNA. RefSeq names its product U-box domain-containing protein 6. The coding region runs from base 2 to 1018 and encodes 338 amino acids. Gene Ontology annotation, molecular function: protein binding. The record is from RefSeq and is a predicted model, not a curated record. NCBI's taxonomy places the organism in Eukaryota, Viridiplantae, Streptophyta, Magnoliopsida, Vitales, Vitaceae. Gene Ontology annotation, cellular component: cytoplasm; nucleus. The transcript has 2 exons.
AAUGGAGGAGGAGGUGGUGGAUGCUCUGCUGAAUGGCGAUAGAGAAACUCAGAUUAGAGCAGCCACUGAUCUGAGUGGAUUGAGUGGUAGGCAGAGGCACAGGUUGGCUGAGAGAGGAGUGGUUCCUCCUUUGCUUUCCAUGCUUCACUCUCAAGAUUUUGAGGCUGUUGAGGCUGCUCUCUUUGCUCUCCUCAGACUCGCCUCUGGAAGUGAAAGGAACAAAGUUCGCAUUGCAAAGGCUGGGGCCAUACCAGUGUUGUUAAGCCUCCUCCAAUGCCAAAGUGAGGCGCUGAUGGAUCUCGCCAUGGCUGCACUCUUGAUCCUCUCUUCUUGCAGAGCAAACAAGCUAGUGAUUGCUGCUUCUGGGGCUAUUCAAAUUCUAGUUGAAAUGCUCAGUGGAGACAACACCGGAGGCGAUAACAAUGGUAGCAGCAUGAGUAUGCAGGCCAAACUCGAUGCCAUAUCCACAUUCCAAAACCUCUCAACUUGCCAUGAGAUCAUUCCAUUAGUUGUGUCUUCAGGUGCUGUGUUUUCGCUGCUUCAACUACUCUGUGGUUGUGACAAAUCAUCGGAGUUGGUCCAGAAGGCGAUAUCGCUGCUAGAAACGAUGGCCUCCUGGUCAGAGAUUGCAGUUGAGGAAGUGGCUGGGACGGGUGGUGCGAUUCAGGCACUGGUUGAGACAGUGGAGGAGGGGAGUCCACAGUGCCAAGAGCAUGCUGUGGGAAUUCUGCUGCUCAUAUGCAAGAGCUGCAGAGAGAAAUACAGAGGAUUGAUUUUGAGGGAAGGAAUCAUGCCAGGGCUGCUUCAGUUGAGUGUACACGGCACAUGGAGGGCUAAGGACAUGGCUCAAGACUUGUUGCUUCUUCUGAGGGAAUGCCCAAACUAUGGUUCAAGAAAGAAACAAUUGAAGAAUGAGCAUUUGGAGCAGAUUAUGAAAGAGAUCGAUGCAGAAGGAGAGGAAGUUGCUGGGACAGCAUUGAGGAUGGUGGAGGAGAUGAUUGCCAAGCUCAAUGUAUGAUUCUUUAGUUGCUGCUCUUCAAAAUUAUACAAGUUUUGGCGUAGGUAGCUAGCUUAUAGCCUCACUCUCUCUGUAUAUAAGAUUGGUUUUCGGCUCCUUUCCCUAGUUGUCUUUUUCAUUAACAUCUGGCCAAGUCCAUGAGGCGUCCAUUUUUAUUGUAAUAUGAUGUUAUUUGCCUCAUUGGCAGUCCAUGUAAUGGAAAAAAAUGGGAAGCACACUGCCACUUGGAAAUUCUCAGUAAAUUAAAGGAGGUUGGA